AUGGUUAUCACCUCUUCACAACCGUGUGCUAUUAAUUCUCUCAUUUCGGAUUUGGCUACUGUUUUUCCUGUUAAAGAUCUUAGUACACUCUUUUACUUUCUCGGUCUUGAGGUUGAUUACACUGAUACUGGCUUGUUUUUGUCACAACGUAAAUACAUCAAAGAUCUGUUGGCUCGAAGCAAUAUGCUUUUAGCCAAGGCCAUAGCAUCACCUAUGGCAGCUUCCCUUAAGCUAAGUGUUGUAGGAGGGUUACAGUAUCUGUCCUUGACAAGUCCUGACAUUGCCUAUGCUGUAAACAAAGUAUGUCAGUUCAUGCAUUGCCCAAAACUCCCUCAUUGGACUGCUGUCAAAAGGAUUCUUAAAUAUCUAAAGGGUACUCUGAAUUUUGGUUUGAGUUUUAAGAAGUCUUCCAAGCUCAACCUUCAAGCCUACACCGAUGUUGACUGGGCAGGGUGUCUAGACGACAGACGUUCAACUGGUGGAUUUUGCAUCUUUCUUGGACAUCACUUGAUCUCUUGGAGCUCCAAGAAGCAAAAGACAGUUGCUAGAUCCAAUACUGAAGCUGAGUACAAAUCUUUGGCAUCUACUGCUGCUGAAUUGAUUUGGCUACAAACACUUCUCCGUGAACUUGGUAUUUUUUUUGCCACAGCCACCUACUCUUUGGUGUGA
Messenger RNA from Juglans regia (Persian walnut), 669 nucleotides. RefSeq lists its product as uncharacterized. Lineage: Eukaryota; Viridiplantae; Streptophyta; Magnoliopsida; Fagales; Juglandaceae. The record is from RefSeq and is a predicted model, not a curated record. The transcript is spliced from 2 exons. The coding region runs from base 1 to 669 and encodes 222 amino acids.